AUUGAUAUGCUUGUCUCCCUAGUGAUUGGUGCCAGCAUCUGCCUUGUUUUUUUUUCUGGUCUGGCUAAUAACCGCCUCAGCCACACCAGCUCAGAUCUGCUAAGCCACAACCCAACCAGCAUCCCGACUCAGUCCAACAGCACGCCUUACAAGGCAACCCUACUGUGGCUCCUUGAUACAGCCUCUCAGCCACCCCCAAGCAACAACGCAUCAACCUGCCUGCUUCAAAAAUUAAAAAAAAAAACAUAA
This is a messenger RNA of Bipolaris maydis ATCC 48331, 249 nucleotides long. The record is from RefSeq and is a predicted model, not a curated record. NCBI's taxonomy places the organism in Eukaryota, Fungi, Ascomycota, Dothideomycetes, Pleosporales, Pleosporaceae.